Populus trichocarpa (black cottonwood) is the source of this 483-nucleotide messenger RNA. RefSeq lists its product as uncharacterized. Gene Ontology annotation, molecular function: RNA-DNA hybrid ribonuclease activity; nucleic acid binding. Bases 1 to 483 code for a protein of 160 amino acids. The transcript is spliced from 2 exons. The record is from RefSeq and is a predicted model, not a curated record. Lineage: Eukaryota; Viridiplantae; Streptophyta; Magnoliopsida; Malpighiales; Salicaceae.
AUGGAUGGCUCUUCUCUUGGUAAGCCAGGACCCUCGGGUAUAGGUGAUGUCCUGCGAAAUCAUCAUGGACAUCUUCUUGGUAUUUUUUCUUUGCCAGUUGGGAUUUUAGAUUCCAAUAUAGCUGAGUUGAGAGCUAUUGUCAAAGCUAUUGAGCUCUCAGCCUCUAAGUGUCUCCUCCAUUAUAAGCAUAUUAUCAUUGAAUCCGACUCUACCAAUGUCAUUAGCUGGAUGUAUAAUCCUCAUAACAGACCAUGGAUGCACCAUAAGCUUUUCUCCUCUGUCAUCAGAUUGACUACAUACUUUGGCUCAAUCACCUUCACUCAUGUUUUUCGUGAGAGUAAUUACAUGGCAGAUUUCAUGGCUAAACAGGGAGUGCAAAGAUCAAGCUGUCUGAUAGACCUUGCUUCUCUGUGUGGCAGUGAUCAUGUUGUUAUGCUUGUGAGGAUGUUAAAGGUAGAUCUAUUGAGAGGAAAGCUUCAGUAA